Amphiprion ocellaris (clown anemonefish) is the source of this 1611-nucleotide messenger RNA. RefSeq lists its product as uncharacterized. Lineage: Eukaryota; Metazoa; Chordata; Actinopteri; Pomacentridae. The transcript has 7 exons. The record is from RefSeq and is a predicted model, not a curated record. Gene Ontology annotation, cellular component: cytosol. Gene Ontology annotation, biological process: glycine biosynthetic process; L-threonine catabolic process. Bases 71 to 1342 code for a protein of 423 amino acids. Gene Ontology annotation, molecular function: L-allo-threonine aldolase activity.
AUUAUCGAGUCGAUCGAUCCGAAGUUCCACAACAGAACCAGCUGCUGUGACCGGAGCUGCAGGUGGGAUCAUGUUGAGAACAUUUUCCUCCAGGUUUCUGGUUAAAUUUCUCAACCACGGUCUCGUCGCUUCAAGCAAACCGCUUCGGGUGGGAAAUGAACGGAGUCCAACCAGAGGCUACUACACCGGGAGGACCAGGGACCCCGGACCGGGCAGGGUGGCACCAUUCCGGGUGGUGGACCUCCGCAGCGACACGGUGACGAAGCCCGGUCCGGCGAUGAGACGAGCCAUGGCGGAGGCUGAGGUCGGAGAUGAUGUGAUGGGAGAAGACCCGACAGUGAAUGAGUUACAGAAAAUCACAGCUGAUAUGUUUGGGAUGGAGGCUGCCCUGUUCGUGCCCUCUGGAACCAUGGGAAAUCUCAUCGCAGUGAUGGUGCACUGCAGGGAGCGAGGUGACGAGAUGAUUGUGGGCGAUCUGUGCCACAUCCACGUCUAUGAGCAGGGAAAUAGUGCACAGCUGGCUGGUGUCCACUCCACCACGGUGACCACCCUCCCUGAUGGGACGUUUAACUUGGACCAGCUGGAGUCAAAGAUCCGUCACGGUUAUCCAGACCCCCACUACCCUCGAUCACGCCUCAUAUGUUUGGAGAACACACACAAUAUUCAGGGAGGACGAGUGCUGCCUCUGUCCUUCCUGCAGGAGGUUCGUGCUUUAGCAGAUGAAUAUGGUCUGUCAGUUCACAUGGAUGGAGCCAGAGUGAUGAACGCUGCUGUGGCCCAAGAUGUUCCUCCAUCCACCAUCCUGCAGCACACACACACCGUCAGCGCAUGUCUCUCCAAGGGUUUAGGUGCUCCUGUGGGUAGCAUGCUGGCUGGACCUCAGGACUUUAUAUCUAAAGCGAUACGGUGCCGUAAAGCCCUGGGUGGAGCAACACGACAGGCUGGGAUACUAGCAGCAGCUGGAAAAGUGUCUUUACAGGACAUGGUGGGAAGACUGGUGGAGGAUCACCACAAUGCAAGAACCUUUGCUCAAGCUCUGCUCGACUGUCCGUCUCCUCUGUUCGCUGUGGACAUGGCUGCUGUGGAGACAAACAUCCUGCGUUUCCGUCUGCAGGAUCCCAGUUUGAGUCCCCAGGAGUUCUGUGGCCGCAUGGCUCAGGUUGGAGAGGGAGAGGAGGCUGCACUGGGGCAGGGGAUACAGGUUCUCAUGUAUCCUCAUUUUGAAAACUCCAUCAGGGCCGUGUGGCAUCUUGGGAUAUCACCUGAAGACACCCAGCUCGCCAUCCAGAAAAUGCAAUUUGUGGCCUCUCAGCACUUUAAAGAAAAAGUCAGAGCCCAAUGAACCUGAUACAUCCAAUGCAUCUAAUGAUUUGUAGAAUAAUCACGAGGACUGAUCUUGCAUUAUUUAAUUCCAUUUCAGGACUGAAUGUGUAAAAACUAUGCUUUUAUGCAGCUGUACCCUUUGUUAUCAAAUUUUAUUGAAUGAAGUUUUAUUUACACAGAGUGAUCUAGAUUACACUUAAUGUCAAACAUGAAGUAAACACAGCAGGAAGCACUUUGGAUGCUGACCUCUUUAUAUGAGUAUUAUUCAUUAAAUUCAAUAAACCAUCA